CAAAUCUGAAAAUGAUCCUGGGGGUUGAAAUCUGAAGAACACACAACAGAAAGAUGGGAUGGUGCUGAGCCCUUGGUGAUAUUAUUCAGCUACUGUACUGGAAAGCCCUAGACUAGUUACUCUACCUUCAAAUAUAUCUCAUAGCAGAAUGGGAGACUUGACUGAAGUUAAAUCUUUGGACAUUGAGCCCAUCUAUUUCUUCGAUCAGAUGAAACCAAAAAGAAAGAAAUGGAAAAAGAGAGAGUGUGAAGACCAUUUCCUCUAUUUGAGACACACCUCAGGAGCUACUUAUAGCCAUACAGAGAGUAUACUUUCUAAAGAACUAAAGGAAAAAAGACUAACUACGGUAGCUGAAGCUGAGAAGCAAGAUGCGUUCUACUCAUUUGACAUCUCAACAACUCCUACUGUUGCCCAGUUUUCUCCCCCAUUAUCCAAGACACACCUGCAAAAGGAUCUAUUUGAGGAAUAUAAACUCAUUGCUUCUGAAAUACUGCAUGAACUUGGGGAGGUACUGCAGAAGUAUGCAGAGUAUCACAUUAUUUACCCUGAGGGAAUUGUAAAUCUUAUGAAUUACAGUUGGCAUGAUCUUAUUGAAGGUGCUUCUAAGUGUGCAUCCAAAAGUUCAGGCUUGAAGAAAAACACUGCCUUGCAAAGAGAUCCCAGUUCCGUGACCCAAAUCAGCAGCUUUUCGAGAGAGGAAUAUCAUAAGGAAAAGCAUCUUGUGAAAGCAAAAAAAGACCAUGAUACUUCAUCUGCUCUUGUCGACCAAAACCAAAAUGCCCACAUACCCCAGGAUAACAAUUUACCUGUUGUCAUCCACUUCUCGCUGUUAUCCAAGAUCUGUUUAGAAAAUGGUUGGAUCUUUCAAUAUCCUGACUCAAAAUUGGAAAUUCUGAAAUGGAAGACAAUCCUCAGUACUGCUGUGAUGAGACUACAAGAAGCCACCAUUCAAAUCCCAAUAAUAUCAAUGAUGUUUAAUCGAGAUGGUGGCAUGGUGAUCAGCAAAAAAGGAGACAUCAUAAGGGAAUGGAUGUGGCCUUCGAAGGGAAAACUUGAUGAUCCAGUUGACGUUUGGGUGAACAAGUUCAUUACAGUGGAGAUUUCUGGGCGCUUUGCAAUCACCUUGGUCUACAGAUGGCAUCCCCAAAGCCUAAAGCUAUCUCUGGCACCUGUAAAAUGCAAGUUUUUUCCUCCGUGCUUACCUAAGGUGCCAUUCCCUGAUGUCAGUCCCAUCUCCACAGAAGCCAGAGAGUUAUUCAAGGCCUAUAAAUGCAAGCAUCUGAAACCCACAACACAGGACAAAGAUCCUUCAAGUUUAACAGACACAAUGAAAAUAGCUACAUUUGAUCCUAUAAUGGACAUAAGCCCUUUCUCUGACAUCCCAACAGUUAUUAAAUUAAGAAGACUACAGAAGAAGGUCAAGCACAUCCUAUUUCACUGGCUGGAUUACUACAGAUUUACAUUGGGAAUAGACUCCAUGCACAUUGGCAAAAUGCCCAAGCUUCCAGAAAAAGGGAUCAGGAAACAAAAAGUCUCAUCAGCAAGAUUUCCUCUGAAACAAAGUGCAGAGGAAAAAGAUGAGAGUAAAGAGUACCUUCGAUACCGGAACACCUUCCUAAAACUGAAAGGUGUCUUUAAGCCUGUGCCUCUCUUUCGCACCCAGAAGACCCCAGGCAGCAAUCCGUCCUUCAGGCUUCCUCCUCCUCCCAUUAAGAACAAGGAUGCAUGGUUUGAUCCUCGGCUGCUCUGUCCUGUGGUCCUCAGGAGGAUAUUGUGUGGGCAGGAAGGGGGCACAUGCCAGUGUAGCACUUACAGCGUCCCUGAAGUGACAGACCUAGAGUAUGAUCACCUUAUAAGCCACCGGCUGUCCUCCACGGAUCAGCUCAUUGUAGUCCACGUGUUCUCAGCUAGCAACGUGGACAAGACUACAAAAGAAAUGGCCAAAGUGUACAGAAAACUGAACAGAUGUAAAAGCAUGCCUUGCCUUCAGAGUUGUUCAGAUUCAUUUCGAUUGCUCAAAUAUGACAUCACCUCUGCAUGUAAAUUUACUGGGGGCAGUUGUCCACUUCUGGUUCAAAGGCACAAUGUCAUUCCAGGAAUAUUUUUGAUGUAUGUUCGUGGAAAAUUAGUAUUUGCCAACUUUAUUUUCAAUGGUUAUAGCACAUCUGCUAAAGACCUUCAAAAGCAAAUUGUGAAGACAAAGAGUGAUUAUCAUACAGGAUAUUUCCUACCCAAUGACUUCAGGAUCCGGUAGAGUGAUACACAUUCUCUACCUUAUCUUGUACUUUUCAUUAGUAAAUCCCAGAAAAGGGCCAA
This is a messenger RNA of Mustela lutreola (European mink), 2316 nucleotides long. RefSeq lists its product as uncharacterized. The transcript has 14 exons. The record is from RefSeq and is a predicted model, not a curated record. The coding region runs from base 149 to 2254 and encodes 701 amino acids. Lineage: Eukaryota; Metazoa; Chordata; Mammalia; Carnivora; Mustelidae.